Molecule: messenger RNA, 1657 nt
Organism: Galdieria sulphuraria
Lineage: Eukaryota; Rhodophyta; Bangiophyceae; Galdieriales; Galdieriaceae
Product: oligouridylate-binding protein, putative
Exons: 3
Coding region: 74-1003 (309 amino acids)
Molecular function (GO): RNA binding
Source: RefSeq, a predicted model, not a curated record
AUUGAAUUGGGAUUAAUCCUUGAUUACACGUCAUUUCGAAUAGGAUUGUGUGCUCGUUGUCCAAAGAACGACUAUGUCAGGAGGAAGUGGAAUAUAUCAACCUAGUGGUAUGAGUCUCUAUGUAGGCAACUUGGACCCUAGAGUUUGUACGGAGCUCUUACAAGAGAUUUUUGAGUUGAUUGGUCCUGUAAAGCUAGCUAAAGUGGUAGGAGACAGAAAUACUGGGAGAAGCUUAGGAUUUGGUUUUGUGGAUUUUUAUGACCGUCCAACAGCAAUCCGUGCUAUGGAACUGAUGCACGGAAGACGCGUUUAUGGUCAAGAAAUAAGGAUAGACUGGGCACAUGCAGGCGCAGGAGCCGCAGGUAGAAUCUUGCAGGAUGAGGAUUUGGCCAAUAUGCAUACGAUAUUCGUUGGAAACUUGGGUCCAGAUGUGGACGAAGAAAAGCUGAUGAAAGCUUUUUCUUCAUUUUCAUCUGUCGCUGGAGCAAAAAUAUCGAAAGAUGUAGAAACAGGGCUUCCAGCUGGAUACGGUUUUGUUUCUUUUCGGGAAAAAAAGGACGCAGAUUUAGCAAUGCAAACAAUGACAGGAUAUAUUUUAUCUGGUCGUGCGUUAAGAAUAGAUUGGGCCAGAGGAAAGAAUGCUGCUCGGGGAGUAUCCACAUUCGGAAGCUUUUCAUCUUCCACAGUUACACCCAAACCAGAUAUACAGACUAUCAUGAAACAGACGGAUCCUCUGAACGUCAGUGUUUAUGUUAGAGGACUUCCCUCAGAUAUCGAUGUUGCCGCUAUUCGAGAGUCGUUUCGAGGAUUUGGAGAUAUAGAAGAUGUAAAGAUACCUGAUGCAGCACGAAUGACAGCACAAGAUAGAAUUUAUGCUUUCGUGAAGUUUAAAUCUCAUGAAGUUGCUGCUCGUGCUAUUCAUGAUAUGCAUGGAAAAGAAAUUGCAGGCUGUGUUGUGCAGUGUGAAUGGGGUCGUGAAGGCUUAAAAAGUAGAUACUUUUAAACCCUAUUGCUGAACUUCUCCACUCAAUAUUCAUGUUCUCUAUUUAUUGUUCAAAAAAAGGAACUAGCCAAGGAGGAAUAUUUUUCUUUUGACUGGCAAAGUGCUGUACUUUUUCUCUACCAUGAUAAUAGACUGUCCUUUCGUAAACAAAUUGUUCCGGAAGGCGGUUUUCCUGAAAAACUUGUAGGCUUCCUAAUUCUCCAACCUUUGAAACUUUGUAAUCUCCAUAUUUGGUCAUGUCCUGGUCUGACUGAUUUUUCACUUUUAUUCUUACCAAUACGUCAUCGAAUCCUACAACUUGACGAUAGACACGUCUAAGAGACCGGGGAAAGAUAGUAACUUGUUUUUCAAUGACUCUUUGAAGUGGCUCGGGAAGUAAAGUGGGCGCACUAGCAAGGCUUUUAGCGGUUCUUCUUAUUUGACUUUCGCUUUUUGUUAUCCUUGUCCCAUUCAAUGCCCAAGUCGUGCUUUCCACUACCCUUUAUACAGUAAGCUAGGGCUACUAAUUUUCCAAAUGCUUUGGUAUCUCCUCCAACAGCUCUUCUGACUACACGCAACGCAUAUCCACCUUGUUUUAAAUGGUUCGUCUUCGAUGGUCCUUCCAUUAGAUUCAAGGAGAAGACAAGCUUACAAAAGAAACAUACCAGUUUUUGU